CGUGUGAACAGUAACAAUGCCUUUAAUUUGUCAGUUCCUGCGCCGAGCAUGGCUUUUGAGAGGCAGCACCACCAGUUAUAGUGCAUUGAGAGAAAUCAGCCUCUUCUCAGGCACAAUGACAGCGCCCCACUGGAACAAAGUCAUUUCAGAUGCAGAGAAGGUUGUAGGUUAUCCAACGUCCUUCAUGAGCCUCCGCUGCUUACUAAGAGAUGAACUAAACAACAUAGCCAUCCAAGUUAGGAAGCUGGUGGGAACCAAGCAUCCUUUGUUGAACACUGCCAGGACAUUUGUGAAUGACAGUCUAAAAAACCAGAUGCAGAUGCGAGGCCUGGUAGUGCUUCUUAUCUCUAAAGCUGCUGGGCUAAGUAAAUCAGCAGAUCACACAUUCCAGCAUGACCUGGUUAGUGGCAUUUGUGCCAGGCAAAGAACCCUAGCUGAAAUUACUGAGCUGAUCCACACCGCUUUCCUGGUGCACCGUAGCAUUGUAAAUAUUAACGAAUUGAAGGCAUGUGAUGGCCCCAUUAAGGACAUGCAGUAUGGGAACAAAAUGGCAAUUCUUAGUGGGGACUUUCUCUUUGCAAAUGUAUUCGCAGGAUUAGCUGGUUUGCAGAACCCGAAGGUAUUGGAGAUCAUAAGUGGUACCAUAGGUGACAUGGCAAAAGGAAUAUACUAUGAAAAUUCUUAUAUGCCAGAGAACACAUAUACAGAUGUUAAUGGCAUAUCUAACUGGAUGAAGAAUAUUUUCCUCUCUCAUGGUUCGCUGCUGGCAAUGAGUUGUCAAUCUGCAAUGCUACUGGCACAUCAUGAUUCAGAGAUUCAGUCAAGGGCUUUCCAAUAUGGAAAACACAUGUCUAUCAGUUACAAGCUAAGUUCAGACCUGCAGCCAUUCAUCAAUGGGAAAUACAGUGAUUCAUCAUUUUGCUUGAAUUCUGCUCCAGUGAUUCUUCACCAGGAAUUUAUUGGAAGAGAAGCCUGGAUGCAGCAGAUCAAAGAGGCUCAACUGAAAGACAACUUGAUUGACCGUGCAAAGUUGCAAAAGGCAAUCAAGGCUGGCAAAGGUGUAACUUCUGCUAUUGACCUGUGUUGUUACCAUGGAGACAAAGCUCUGGAGGCUCUGCAGUGUUUUCCUGACUCUGAGGCCAGAUCUGCCUUGGAAAACAUUAUUUACGGUGUGACUAGAUUUUCCUGACACUAAAUUGAAACUGAGACUCCUGCUUAUGUUUUUACGGAAAUCCUCUGGAACUCGAGGGCUGCAAAACCUAGAACUGUCACUGCUAGACCCAUUCUGCCUUUUUAUUCAUCCUUUGCCAUUCUCACUCUUUACAAUAUACAGUGGGCAUGAAACCUUUUUUUUUUUUCUUUUUAAUUGCUGCGGACAAAAAUAGAAUGUGAGGGGGAAAAAAAGGUCAAACAGUUUUCUCUUGUCAUGCCAGAAGCACACUUGAGGCUGCACCAGUAGAAAUAAUUAAUGAGGUUUGCUUCUGUGACCUCAGCAAAUGGCCAGGAAAUAAGUCCGUAUUGAUUGGACAUAGCCAGGAGUGGCGCCAGUGUGGUGGCCUGUGGUUUUCCUGCUCCUAGGAGGACAUAAGGGGUGUGAUUCUGCAGGUGGCAGUAGGAAAUCUCUUCUCUGACACUGACAAAAUCAAGACUUUAUUGUAAUAUAGACUCAGCACAUCAAGGACACUCCUAAUUUAUAGAAAACCUGAAAGCGACCAGGCAAUCAGUCAGCUUUUAAUGUUUUAAUAGUCUGUACAUUCAAGUCACUUUUACUAAACACAGCUGAUAAACUGAUAUACAUUAUAUAUAUAUACAGUAUAUUGCCCGUGCAACCGAUGUGUUAUCAGUCCUAGUAAAAUUCCGCCAUGCCUGGAAAAGACUGUUUUUGUCAGAUCCGAAUAAAAUGAAAUGUUAUUACUGAGAAUGUAAUUAAGUGCUAUAUAUUCACUUACAGAUGGGAAUACAGAAUCUGAUUAUAAUACCAGAUAAAGUAGUAUAUGCACCAUUUCAGCUGAAAGUGGUGUCCUCAAAGGUGAUUUACAUUUUUGUAUGACUUCUUCUAAUCAUUUAAAUGGGUAUUGGUACCUUGAAGUAAUAAAACUAUACGAUAAUCAUUUUUUCAUUGGAAUUUGAUUUUAAGUAAUGCCUUAUAUCUGAAUGAAGGAA
Molecule: messenger RNA, 2163 nt
Organism: Xenopus laevis (African clawed frog)
Lineage: Eukaryota; Metazoa; Chordata; Amphibia; Anura; Pipidae
Gene: pdss2.L
Product: all trans-polyprenyl-diphosphate synthase PDSS2
Exons: 8
Coding region: 17-1189 (390 amino acids)
Biological process (GO): isoprenoid biosynthetic process; ubiquinone biosynthetic process; isoprenoid metabolic process
Cellular component (GO): mitochondrion; transferase complex
Molecular function (GO): prenyltransferase activity
Source: RefSeq, a predicted model, not a curated record